AUGCCUCGUAUGGAAAGGUCGGGGGUGGAGGAGAGCAGCUCCGCGAAGAAGGCUAAGAUUGUGUCCGCGGCAGAGUCUGCGGCCUCGGAGCAGGUCACUGUCACCUUAGACUCCAAGUUGCUGGACUGCUCUAUCUGCCUUAGUACAUUGGCUCCACCCAUUUUCCAGUGCAUCGAUGGCCAUAUGACAUGCUUAGGUUGCAGCGAAGCGGUCGAGUAUGACUGCAGCGUGUGUGGCGAGUCCGCCGACAUCCGCUGCCACGCCGUGGAGAAAAUCCUCGGCGGCAUGACCACCCGGUGCUCGUUCAGUGAGCAUGGCUGCACCGCCAUCAUCCCGUUCAUGGAGAAGCUCUCCCAUGAAGCGUUUUGCCUCCACGCCCCGUGCUACUGCCCCAUCGCCGGCUGCCGCCCCUAUGUCCGCAAGCCUCUGCGGGACCACCUUAGCAUGGAGCACCCUGGGUUGCAGCUCAGCGGCGUCAUCGCCGGCGACCUCUACCCCAUGCGCAUAGGUGAAGGGGAGUCGGCCCACGUUGUGUCCCUCUACGGCACGGGGGCGGCGUUCCUGCUGGUGGUCGACCGGAGCGUGCCGUUGGCGGGGUACACACUGUCAGUGAUCCACCUCGCAAGUGAGCCGGCGCCUGGGCAGCACGAUUUCAAGUACAAGAUUCAGGUGUCCACGCGGGCAGGCAUCAUCUGUCUGUCCGGCAAGACGCAGAGCGUCGGGUGUCUGCGGAGCCCCUACCAGCCGUGCGCGUCCAUGUUCGUCGAAGAGGACAUUUGGGAUCCCGAGUACUCUCCCGUCUACAUUGAGCUGAGAUGA
Molecule: messenger RNA, 819 nt
Organism: Lolium perenne
Lineage: Eukaryota; Viridiplantae; Streptophyta; Magnoliopsida; Poales; Poaceae
Cellular component (GO): cytoplasm
Molecular function (GO): zinc ion binding; ubiquitin protein ligase activity
Source: RefSeq, a predicted model, not a curated record